AUGAGGGACCACUUGUUGGAGAUGGAAGAUGAUGAUGGACACUGCUCUCCAGGCUGGGAUGGUUUAAUAUGCUGGCCAAGAGGUUCUCCAGGAGAAGUGAUAUCUGUUCCAUGCCCUACUUAUAUUUAUGACUUCAAUCAUGAAGGCUUGGCAUACAGAAGAUGUACCAGCAAUGGAACAUGGGAAUUCCUGGACAGUUUAAACAGAACAACUGCAAAUUACUCAGAAUGUUCUAAGUUUCUGAGGCCUGGAAGUACAAAGAAAAAGGAGGAAUUCUUUGAGCGCUUGAAGAUUAUGUACACUGUUGGGUAUUCGCUGUCCAUGUGCUCACUAACAGUGGCAAUUUUUAUCAUCGGCUAUUUCAGGAGACUGCACUGUACAAGAAACUAUAUCCAUAUGCACCUGUUUGCAUCCUUCAUGUUCAAGGCUGUCAGCAUUUUCAUCAAAGACAGAGUGGUAUAUGCCAAACUUGGAGUGAAAGAAUUUGACUCCUUCGUAGAACAUGAUUUAACCUUCUCUGUUGCACCAGUAAUGGACCAGUCUCACUAUGUUGGUUGCAAAAUUGCUGUUGUGAUGUUCAUAUACUUCUUGGUGACUAAUUACUACUGGAUCCUAGUUGAAGGACUGUAUCUCCACAGCCUCAUCUUUGUGGCAUUUUUUUCAGAGAGCAAAUAUUUAUGGGGGUUCACCUUUAUAGGAUGGGGAGUUCCUACUAUUUUUGUGGCAGCAUGGACAAUCGUCAGGAUUAUGGUAGCAGAUACAAAGUGCUGGGAACUCAGUGCUGGAAGUAUACAGUGGAUUUACCAAGGUCCAAUAACUGUAGCCAUUGGGUUAAAUUUCAUUUUAUUUGUGAAUACUGUCCGAGUGCUUGCUACAAAAGUCUGGGAAACGACUGCUGUUGGAUAUGAUACGAGGAAACAGUACAGGAAACUUGCCAAAUCUACAUUGGUGCUGGUGUUUGUCUUUGGUGUACACUAUUUUGUGUUCCUUGGAAUGCCACACACUUUCAAAGGAUAUGAAUGGGAAAUACGCAUGCACUUUGAACUAUUUUUCAGUUCUUUUCAGGGCUUUUUUAUCUCUAUUAUCUACUGCUACUGUAAUGGAGAGGUUCAAACAGAAAUAAAGAAGACUUGGACAAGAUGGAAUCUAGCUUUUAACUGGAAACAAACAACACAGUGUGGCAAUUAUCGGUACGGGUCAGUCCUGACAAAUGUAACCAGCAGCAGUACUAGUCAUGCCCAGAUGGUUGCAAGCUCACGAAUGGUACUUCUCUCCAGUAAGGUGUGUAGAACUGGGCCAAAGGUGCUUGAGGGCCAGGUUAUUUUACCUGGAUAUGUAAGAAGCAACUCCGACCAAGAAAGCUUGCACCCUUCAAUCCCAGAGGAAAGCAAUGAGAAUGAGGAAAAGAAAGUAGAUGACAUCUCACUGAAGGAGACCCCAAGACCAGUGAUAGGGGAUCAUGCUGCAGAAAGUGAAGACACCUUCUCAAACCUAUAGAAUCUGCACUGGGACUAUAAUGUACAAUAUAUGUAUUUUUGUUGUAGCAGUUAUUAUACAACAAAUCCAGCAUACAGCUGCAUGUCUAAAGUUGCUUGCACUAUAUGAAAUAAAGGAGGGCUUAAUUUAUUUCUAA
Protopterus annectens (West African lungfish) is the source of this 1633-nucleotide messenger RNA. It is a transcript of the gene PTH2R, whose product is annotated as parathyroid hormone 2 receptor. Gene Ontology annotation, cellular component: plasma membrane. Lineage: Eukaryota; Metazoa; Chordata; Ceratodontiformes; Protopteridae. Bases 1 to 1497 code for a protein of 498 amino acids. Gene Ontology annotation, molecular function: parathyroid hormone receptor activity; G protein-coupled peptide receptor activity; peptide hormone binding. The record is from RefSeq and is a predicted model, not a curated record. Gene Ontology annotation, biological process: cell surface receptor signaling pathway; adenylate cyclase-modulating G protein-coupled receptor signaling pathway. The transcript is spliced from 12 exons.